Cervus elaphus (red deer) is the source of this 2559-nucleotide messenger RNA. It is a transcript of the gene PRMT3, whose product is annotated as protein arginine methyltransferase 3. Gene Ontology annotation, biological process: peptidyl-arginine methylation. Gene Ontology annotation, cellular component: nucleus. Lineage: Eukaryota; Metazoa; Chordata; Mammalia; Artiodactyla; Cervidae. The transcript is spliced from 16 exons. The coding region runs from base 163 to 1746 and encodes 527 amino acids. The record is from RefSeq and is a predicted model, not a curated record. Gene Ontology annotation, molecular function: protein-arginine N-methyltransferase activity.
CGCGUUUCCCGGCGUCCCCGAGGUUUCCCCGAGCAACGGCCCCGCUGCGCGCUCACGCUGCUUCCGGGGUUCCCGGGCCGGCGUUGCUCUGAGGCGGCUGCGCGCUCUGCGCCGGCUGUUCCCCGCCCAGCGGCGUGCUGGUCUCCCAGGGCCGCCUCAGCCAUGUGCUCGUUAGCGUCAGGCGCUACCGGCGCCGCGGAGGAGGAGGACCCGCCAGGCCUGUCCGACAGCGGCGACGAGGCCAGCUGGGAGGAUGAGGACGACGCGGAUCUCCCCUGCGCCGAGCAGCGGACCCCCUGCCUGUUCUGCCACAGGUUAUUUACAUCUGCUGAAGAAACAUUUUCACACUGUAAGUCGGAGCAUCAAUUUAGUAUUGAUAACAUGGUUCAUAAACAUGGACUUGAAUUUUAUGGAUACAUUAAACUGAUAAAUUUUAUUAGACUUAAGAAUCCUACAGUUGAAUAUAUGAACUCCAUAUAUAACCCAGUGCCUUGGGAGAAAGAAGAGUAUUUAAAGCCUGUACUAGAAGAUGACCUUUUACUUCAAUUUGACGUAGAAGAUCUUUAUGAGCCGGUGUCAGCCCCGUUCUCCUAUCCCAAUGGGCUCAGUGAAAAUGCAUCUCUGGUUGAGAAAUUGAAGCACAUGGAAGCCAGGGCACUAUCUGCUGAAGCUGCAUUGGCUGGAGCACGUGAGGACCUGCAAAAAAUGAAACAAUUUGCUCAGGAUUUUGUGAUGAACGCAGAUGUCAGAGCCUGCCCGUCAUCUACCACUGCCAAUGCAGACCUCCCGGAGGAUGAGGACGGUGUUUAUUUCAGCUCCUACGGGCAUUAUGGGAUACACGAAGAAAUGCUCAAGGACAAAGUACGAACCGAAAGUUACCGAGAUUUUAUAUACCAAAACCCACAUAUCUUCAAAGACAAGGUAGUUUUGGAUGUUGGUUGUGGAACUGGAAUUCUCUCUAUGUUUGCUGCUAAAGCAGGGGCAAAGAAGGUUCUUGGAGUUGAUCAGUCUGAAAUACUUUACCAGGCAAUGGAUAUCAUAAGAUUAAAUAAACUUGAAGAUACUAUUACACUAAUAAAAGGAAAAAUUGAAGAAGUUCGUCUUCCUGUAGAAAAAGUGGAUGUUAUUAUAUCUGAGUGGAUGGGCUAUUUUCUUCUCUUUGAGUCUAUGUUAGAUUCUGUCCUUUAUGCAAAGAACAAAUACUUGGCAAAAGGAGGAUCGGUCUACCCUGAUAGUUGCACUAUCAGCCUUGUGGCGGUAAGUGAUAUGAAUAAGCAUGCUGAUAGAAUUGCUUUUUGGGAUGACGUUUAUGGCUUCAACAUGUCCUGCAUGAAGAAAGCAGUCAUUCCGGAGGCUGUGGUGGAUGUUUUAGAUCCAAAGACACUUAUUUCAGACGCCUGUAGUGUUAAGCAUAUAGAUUGUCAUACGACGUCUGUCUCAGAUUUGGAAUUUUCUUCAGAUUUUACUCUAAAAAUCACAGAGACAUCAUUGUGCACGGCAAUUGCUGGCUACUUUGAUAUAUAUUUUGAGAAGAAUUGCCACAACAAGGUUGUGUUUUCUACGGGCCCACUGAGCACCAAAACACACUGGAGACAAACAAUAUUUCUACUGGAAAAGCCAUUUUCAGUUAAAGCAGGUGAAGCCUUGAAGGGAAAGAUCACAGUGCACAAGAAUAAGAAAGAUCCACGUUCUCUCAUUGUGACCCUCACAUUGAACAAUACAACUCAAACUUACGGUCUCCAGUAAAAAGGCUGCAAAAGUGCCAACUAAUUUGCAGCUUUUAUGGUUGGGGAGGGGUGGGCAGUGGUGGAGGAAGCUUAUGUGAACACAUGGAUGUUGAAUCUUUGAAUCUGAUAAUUCAGCUACGGAGGGAAUGAUCCUCGUGAUCCACCUCUGUAAUCACACUUUUGAAAGUCUGGUCAAUGAGAUUUAACAAAAUGUAAUCCCUGUGUUGGGUUCAGCUGUACUGAAAGUCGUUCAAAUUGGCCUAAAUUUGGAACAGAGUAUAAUGUUUUGUUGUUUUUAAUAAUUUCUUACUAUAAAUUUUAACCACUAGUAAUUGAUUGUUACUUGGAUAAUGUUUUAUGAAGCUAGUAACUGUGCACAAGGUAUUAUGCAUUUUGUUGAAAAUUUCCUUUCUGAGAAAUAGUUUUAAUUGUAUCUGCUAGAAUAUCAGGGUAUUAUAGAGCAAGUGCAAGGGGCUAAAUGUGGAAGAGACCAUAUAAACUAUAUUUGAAGACAGCUUAGUUGAUUAUUGUAUAAUUCUGUUGUCAUUUUUUAGCUUCUUCUCUCUUUGCAAAUAUUCUUCAGUCAUAUAGUUUUCUACUACUGCCCAGGACAUCUAGUUUCAAUACAUUUGCCCUAGAUUUCAAAAAAAUUUUUAAAGAUUGGGAUAAAUAUGUAUUUAUUUACUAAUACUUUUUUCAAACAAUUUAUGUACAAAGUUAAACAUGUAACUGUUAAUAUACUUUUAUCAUUCUAUGCAGUUGUGUCAUUUACAAUUAUUGACCCAGUGUGAAAUGCAGAAAACAUUCAAAUAAACGUAUACAACAACCAUUA